UUAAUCAGCGUUUAACGAAUAAAAAAGAAGAACGAACUAAAUAUUUAUUACAAACAGUAUAUUUUUAUAAAAAUGAAAUCGCAAAUCGAAUAUAAACUAAAAUCGGCACCAGAAGACGCAAUUUCCUCAGUUAAAUUUGGUCCAAACACCAAUCAAUUUUUAUUAGCCAGUUCCUGGGAUGGAAAUGUAAGACUAUACGAUGUACUAGCUAAUAAUUUGAGACACAAGUAUUCCCAUGAUGCUGCAGUACUAGACUGUUGUUUUACCGACGCCGUACAUGCUUACAGUGGAGGCUUAGACGCAACAUUAAAAUCAUUCGAUUUUAAUGCCACAAAAGAGAGCACAGUGGGAACUCACGCCGGACCAAUAAAAUGUGUAGACUAUUGUAGUGAAGUGAACGCGAUCUUAAGUGGAAGCUGGGAUCAUCAUGUCAAAAUAUGGGACCCUCGAACACCAAUGUGUAACGGUACUUACAAUCAAGGUGAAAGAGUUUACACUAUGAGCGUUUGUGGGGACAAGUUUAUAGUUGGGACAGCCUUGAGAAAAAUCUUGGUGUGGGACAUUAGAAAUAUGGCUUACACUAUGCAAAAACGCGAAUCGAACUUAAAAUAUCAAACUAGAGCUAUAAAAUGUUUCCCAAAUAAACAAGGUUAUGUCCUGAGCAGCAUAGAAGGUAGAGUAGCUGUGGAUUAUUUAGACACACACCCGGAUGUACAGAAGAAAAAAUACGCGUUCAAAUGUCACAGGAUCAAAGAAGACGGUAUGGAAAAAAUUUAUCCUGUAAAUGCAAUCAGUUUCCAUCCGGCUUAUAAUACCUUCGCCACCGGUGGAUCUGACGGUUAUGUCAAUAUUUGGGAUGGUUUUAAUAAGAAACGGUUAUGUCAGUUCCAUCAGUACCAUACCUCGAUUACCUCGCUGAGUUUCAGCCAUAAUGGCGCGGUACUAGCGAUUGCGUGUUCGUAUUUUCUAGGAGAAGAAAAUUUACCUGAUCCUAUGCCUGAGGAUGUUAUUUAUAUUAGAACAGUGACUGAUCAAGAAACAAAACCCAAAUAUGUUUCACAAGGUUGAUAUUUUAUUUAUUAAGUCGGUAAAUAGUGAAUAUAUUUGUAAUUUUUGUAAAAACCAUUCUUUUGGUGUCUGUAUUUUGAAAUAAAAUGAAAAAUUCGAA
This is a messenger RNA of Diorhabda carinulata, 1168 nucleotides long. It is a transcript of the gene Bub3, whose product is annotated as mitotic checkpoint protein BUB3. The transcript has a single exon. Lineage: Eukaryota; Metazoa; Arthropoda; Insecta; Coleoptera; Chrysomelidae. Bases 73 to 1068 code for a protein of 331 amino acids. The record is from RefSeq and is a predicted model, not a curated record. Gene Ontology annotation, biological process: mitotic spindle assembly checkpoint signaling. Gene Ontology annotation, molecular function: ubiquitin binding. Gene Ontology annotation, cellular component: bub1-bub3 complex; mitotic checkpoint complex; kinetochore.